AUGAACGAUGACGAAGUGCGGCAGAUGGUCGAGAACAAACGUAUUAGUGUCCCAACGCUGAUCAUGUUGGAGUCUGUUUGUCAGAUGAAGGGUAUUGAUCAGGAGAGGCCGGGCUUUGCCUUUGCCAACGCACUCAAGACGGUGAUGUGCUGCACCAUGCGGGUGACGCGGGAUUCCUCAUGGCACGAGUCUGCAUCAGGAACUGGAGUUGCUCGUAAGUUGUGGGCUGUCCACAAAGGAGGCUCUUCAGUCGGCGACGAUACUUUGGUACACUACUUUGGUCGGCACACUACUUUGCCGGCACACUACUUUGGUCUGAAAGACCGUGGAGUUAUCAAGCUAGGAUAUCGCGCCGAUUUAGUCUUGAUUGAUGGAAACCCUAUCGAUGACAUCAAGGCUACCCGAUCAAUCAAGAAGGUCUGGGUAGCCGGUCAGGGAUUUGUUCCUUCAACGACCAAAUGA
Messenger RNA from Gregarina niphandrodes, 462 nucleotides. RefSeq names its product amidohydrolase. The transcript is spliced from 2 exons. NCBI's taxonomy places the organism in Eukaryota, Apicomplexa, Conoidasida, Eugregarinorida, Gregarinidae. The record is from RefSeq and is a predicted model, not a curated record. Gene Ontology annotation, molecular function: hydrolase activity, acting on carbon-nitrogen (but not peptide) bonds. The coding region runs from base 1 to 462 and encodes 153 amino acids.